CUGCAGGUCCCUCCCCACAGCAGUGCACCUUCAGCCCACUGCGUGUCUCACCUGCGCUGUGCGGGCAGCGCCGCUCAACCAGAGCCACCUCCCUCUUCUUCCUCCUCAUCUCUCUCGCCCCUCCUUCAGCCUCCUCACAGCUGUGGUCACUUGACCGGGGUAAAGUGAGGCCGGGCGGAUUUUGCCCCAGGGCGGGCAGCGUGCGGCGUUCCGCCUGCAGCGGCAUCUGUGGGGCUCCGUGAAGCGAGGGGAUGGAAACGGAAUCCUUCAGCGGAAACAUCAGGUCCUAGAGCAGGCACUAAUGGAUGGCCCUUUGCAAACCUCCAUUCAGGUGUGCCAUGAAAAUGGUCAAUGGAUGUCACAAUUACCAGAGAAGCUCUGGGAUAUUCCUCUCUAUAACUUAGCUCUUCCAGGGAGUCACGACACUAUGACCUACUGCUUGGACAGGAGCUCUGCUGUUAGUAGCAAUGAAUCCAAGAUGGUGAAGUUUUUAAGCAAAUGCAUGCCCUGCAUUGUGCACCCCAUAAUUAUGAAGUGGUCUACAACACAGGUACUGACUGUGACAGAGCAGCUUGAGGCUGGAGUUAGAUAUCUGGAUUUCAGGAUUGCCCACAAGGCUCACGAUCGAUCUAUGAAUUUGUACUUUGUGCAUAUGGUUUACACAACUGUUACUGUACAGGAUAUUCUGUGGGAAGUGUUAAGGUGGUUGGAAACUCAUCCUCGGGAAGUUGUUAUCUUAGCCUGCAGGAAUUUUGAUGGAUUAACCAAGAAACUUCAUUGUCAUCUUGUUUCCCAAAUAAAAGAGGUUUUCCGGAGUAAACUGUGUUCCAGAAACGUGGUGCCAACACUGAGGGCCAUGUGGCAGCAUGGCCACCAGGUUAUAGUCUCAUACGAGGAGGAUGUGGAAGUGGUGCAGCACCGUGAGCUGUGGCCCGCGAUCCCGUACUGGUGGGGAAACAAAACCACCACUCGUGGUCUUAUCCGGUAUUUGGAGCGCAAGAAGAGGAUGGGACGUCCAGAAAAAUUCUUUGUAGCAGGGAUUAAUCUUACUGAAAAUUUAAGGUACAUUCUUGUACACCCAUUUGGAUCGUUGAAGAAAAUGACACUCCAGAGUCUUCCAUGCUUGAAAAUCUGGGUAAGGAAGCAGUGUCCAGGACGAAAGAAAGACUGUAUUAACAUCAUUGCUGGAGACUUCAUAGGAAACAAUGAUUUUGUCAAAGAUGUGAUAGAACUUAACACAAAAAUCAAUCCUCCCUUACACUGUCAAAAUAAAGGGGCUGGAACAAGCAGCACAUCAUUCUCAGCUUCUUAAUCUGUGGAAACCUGAAAAGGCUUUGUCUACAUUUAAUGUGUCCUGGUUUGAACAUCCUGGAUCCCAUAGAGGUCCAGUUAAAUUAAACCAGGGGUGUUUUACAGACUUGGUAAGAAAUGUGCUUUUGACAUUGUGAGGGGUUCAAGGCCUUCUCCCAGAAAAGAGAGCAGACUUUGCUGAAGUCUUGCAUAGUUCUCUGCUGCUGAGAACUAUGGUAUAGGUAUUAUAGGUAUUAUUUGCUUGG
This is a messenger RNA of Calypte anna (Anna's hummingbird), 1556 nucleotides long. It is a transcript of the gene PLCXD1, whose product is annotated as phosphatidylinositol specific phospholipase C X domain containing 1. Gene Ontology annotation, molecular function: phosphoric diester hydrolase activity. Gene Ontology annotation, biological process: lipid metabolic process. The coding region runs from base 302 to 1312 and encodes 336 amino acids. The transcript has 7 exons. Lineage: Eukaryota; Metazoa; Chordata; Aves; Apodiformes; Trochilidae. The record is from RefSeq and is a predicted model, not a curated record.